Messenger RNA from Rhagoletis pomonella (apple maggot), 2522 nucleotides. RefSeq names its product serine proteinase stubble. Gene Ontology annotation, molecular function: serine-type endopeptidase activity. The record is from RefSeq and is a predicted model, not a curated record. The transcript is spliced from 7 exons. Lineage: Eukaryota; Metazoa; Arthropoda; Insecta; Diptera; Tephritidae. Gene Ontology annotation, biological process: proteolysis. Bases 504 to 2249 code for a protein of 581 amino acids.
GCACGAAAAAAUGUGCCUACAGCUCCAUUGCGCGUAGGUACUCGUUUCCCAUUUACUCUAAAUGAAAUCAAAUUGCAUUACUUAUGCAAGUAGCGCAAUCCAAUUUAAGCAACAUCAGUGCAUUUAAAAGUGUCGUAAAAGAGCGAAAGAAAAUACAAAAAAUAAAAAUAAAAAAAAAAAUAAUAACAAUGAAUGCACAGCGAAAAGAAAAACACGAAAACAAAAGCAAUUAUUAGCAAAGGAAGCAAACAUAAAUAUAUAUAUUUCCGUUCAAUUAUACCGGUUGUUACUUUAUUAAGAAGUGAAAAAAAAAAAAAAAAUUGCUAAAUUUCGAAUUAGCCAAUAAAAAGAGUUGAAUUUCAAUUGUGAAACGUAACAUUCUCAAGUGCGAAGCCAAAGACCCGAGGAAAUAAAAGAAAAAUAAUUUAAUAAAAUUCCCUUUCGGGUUCACCAAUUCCACCAAUUUGGUUUUGUGGCUGCGUGUUUUUUCCACCUGUCACAUAAUGAUUUUGCUUAUAGGCAGUCUUCCUGCUACAGUUAAGCUGCCACUGAAAGCAAUAACGUUCUUUUUACUCCUCCAUUGCAUCGGUUUUGCGUAUUGCGCGGAUAAAACUUAUAAUAGUGUCUACAAUGAAGUUGUUACGCCGGAUUUAAAGAAUGCGAUUAAGAAAGAGCUGCCGAAAGAAGCCAAAUUCUUCGACGAGUUGGAUUUGAUUCCGCAGAGUUGUCGUUUUCGUGGACACAAAUUCGAGUGUGGUCUCUCCAUUUCAUGCGUGCUGGGCGGCGGUAAGCCGGUUGAUCUCUGCUCGGGCGGCAUGAUCUGGUCAUGCUGUGUGGACAAAGACCUCGAUGCCGAGGAUACGCAUGCGGGUCAAGUGAAUAACACAAGUGACAUCAUACACCUGCAUGACAUUUAUCCCGACCUGGCCAGCCAUAACAAACACUAUCUGCAUGGUGGUGGCAGCAGCAGCAGCAGCAGUUCGCCACUCACGCAAGCACACAAUCUCCACGGAAUACAGAGCAGCAGCAGCGCACACACCACAUUGGGCUCCUCACGCCCGCCGCUCCAUCACUACCCCACCGUCAUCAAUAAUCAUCAGUACCAAGUCACACAGUCGUUGUAUGCCACAAAGCGGCCAUACAAGCCGCACAUCUACCGACCUGGACCGUCAGGUGGUGGCGGUGGCACAGCUGCGGCGUCGAGCAGUUGGGAACAUGAAUCUAAUCAACUCGGCUUGGGCGCCUCGCCAUCUGGCAUCACCAAUCACUUGGACACCUUCUUCGAUUUGGAGCGACCGCCCGCGCAUUCGGCAGAAAGUGGACCGCAUGAAUUGCUGCCACAUCCACAGCCUUUUGCUGUGGGCAACGUGCUGGACCUGAAUGCGGGCGAAGCGGCAGAAGACUACAAUAGCGGCGGCGGCGGCGGCGGCGGUGGCGGCCUUUAUUCUGAUGGAACCACUUAUCGACCAGUGCCGGGCUGUGGCGAGGUGUAUGCGCGCUCCAAUCGCAUAGUGGGCGGUCACUCGACGGGUUUUGGUUCACAUCCCUGGCAGGUGGCGCUGAUCAAAAGUGGAUUUCUUUCGCGUAAGCUUAGCUGUGGUGGCGCACUUGUCUCUAAUCGCUGGGUGGUUACUGCGGCGCAUUGUGUGGCAACCACCGCCAACUCGAAUAUGAAAAUCCGUCUGGGCGAGUGGGAUGUACGUGGUCAGGAAGAGCGGCUCAAUCACGAGGAAUACGGCAUCGAACGCAAAGAAGUGCAUCCACACUACAAUCCAGCAGAUUUCAAAAAUGACUUGGCGCUAAUUCGUUUAGAUCGAAAUGUUGUAUAUAAACAGCACAUAAUACCGGUGUGUUUACCGCCGCCAGCAACCAAGUUGGUGGGCAAAAUGGCGACAGUCGCUGGCUGGGGACGCACGCGGCAUGGUCAAAGCACAGUGCCCUCAGUGUUACAGGAAGUGGACGUUGAGGUGCUCUCAAAUGAUCGCUGUCAGCGUUGGUUCCGUGCUGCAGGUCGUCGUGAAGCGAUACAUGAUGUCUUCCUUUGCGCAGGCUACAAAGAGGGUGGCCGUGACUCAUGCCAAGGUGAUUCUGGUGGACCGCUCACCUUAACGCUGGAUGGCCGAAAAACGCUAAUCGGCUUGGUGUCUUGGGGUAUUGGCUGUGGUCGUGAACAUCUACCCGGUGUUUAUACGAAUAUACAAAAAUUUGUGCCGUGGAUUAGCAAGGUGAUGGCCAACGAUAAUGCGUAAUGCUGCUGCUGCAUCGGUUCGCUCGCUCACACUUGCCAAAGACUGCAGUGCACACAUAUUUACGACAUGCCACCUAAAUCGUUACUUUAUUAUAUUCUUUUGCUGCUCUUCUUUAUUGAAGCUUCUAAUUUUCAGUGAUUUUAAGUCUAAGCUCUGAUAUGGGUUCUUAAAGAGGUAUACCAAUUUAGAUAAAAGGUGUUGUUUACUAAAAAAUAAUGAAUUUUUAAUCUGAAAAUCUUUUUUUUUAUUCCCAUAACUGCUUAGAAAUUCUCA